GCGCUUUGAAGUCCUCGCACAGAUAAAAGCGUCUCGGAUGAGGAAUGUGAGCAGAUUUUCAUAUAUACGUUCAUAUUUACAGCCGAAUAUUCGCGAACGUUUCUAUGUCGGAUGCAACAGGCGACACAGAUUUACAGCGCAACCACAGGAUGGAGUUAUUUAUCCGGGAAUGACUCUUAUUUUUAAUGUCAAAGCCCCUAUCGUGGAAAACCAAAGCGAUGGCUCAUUGGAUUCGACUUUACUGGAGAAUCUGUUUGCUGGUUCAUCUAACUCUAGCUGAAGAUCUAAAGCCCACCAGAUGGCCUCUUUACCCCCAAAAACCUCUGGUUCUGGUCUGGAAUGCUCCAACCGAAGACUGCAGGCCUCGCCACAAAGUUCAUUUUCAGCUCGAUCAGUUUCAGAUCGUGGCUUCACCAAACCAAGGCUUCACCAAGCAGAACCUCACCAUCUUUUACAAAGACCGCCUGGGCCUGUAUCCCCAUUAUGAGGAUGGUACUGCCGUCAAUGGUGGCCUACCACAAAUCGCAAGCCUCACGCAACAUCUAGAGAAAAUGCCGGAGGGAAUUGAGAAGUACAUUCGGGAUCCAUUGGCUAAGGGUCUGGCUGUCAUCGAUUGGGAGGAAUGGCGUCCAUUGUGGAUACGAAAUUGGGAAGCUAAAGAAAUUUACAAAAGCCAGUCAAAACGUUUAGUGAGCCAAAAAAACCCGGAUUGGUCUGUUCCCCAGAUAAGCAAAACGGCCCAAAUGGAGUUUGAGUUGUCCAGUCGUAAAUUCAUGAAGGAGACCUUGCGGUUGGCUAAAAGUUUGCGCCCCCACCAAUUGUGGGGCUUCUACCUCUUCCCCGACUGCUACAACCACGACUACCGUAACAGUCUGGAGAGCUAUACGGGCCGCUGUCCGGAUGUGGAGUUGGUCAGAAACGACCUGCUGAAGUGGCUGUGGACUGAAAGCACAGCACUCUUUCCGUCAAUAUACAUGGGCUCUGUGUUGCGUUCAACAUCCUCCGGGCGCCAGUUUGUCCGAAACCGGGUGAAGGAGGGAAUGAGAUUGGCAUCGGUGGGAGAGGGACUGGCACGUCCUGUUUUUGUCUACAGCCGCCCUACGUAUGCCAAUGAGCUGGAAGUGCUGACAGAGACUGAUCUGGUGUCCACUAUUGGGGAAAGUGUGGCUCUGGGCGCAGCUGGUAUCGUUCUCUGGGGUGACGCUGCUUAUGCCAGCAGCAAUGCCAGUUGUUCCAGUAUAAACCAGUACUUGCGCGGUCCACUGGGCCAGUACCUGCUGAACGUCUCCACUGCUGCCGAACAGUGCAGUCAUUUUCUGUGCAGUUCCCAUGGACGGUGUCUGCGCAGAAAUGCAGACACGGACACAUAUCUGCAUCUUGACCCAAAGACGCACACAAUAGUCGGCCAAGGGAGUGAAAUGCGAGUGAGAGGAGAUUUGAGUGUUAAAGAGCACCGGCGGAUGACUAAAGACUUCCAGUGUCAGUGCUUCAGCGGGUAUCAGGGCGAAAGAUGUGAUCUUGAGGACCCUCUUCAGCAGCGAGGAGAUGGAAAUACGCUUAAAGCACUAUGGAUUUAUCUUCUCUCUCCAGUCCUGCUGCAUUUACUGACAUGAGCAAACUAAUUUUUGUGCUUGUGCAAUGUUUUGGUGGUCAGUGCUCUCCAAAUGCUGUGACAAGGUUUCGUCAAGUCAUGUGGGUGAGCUUGAAAUUGCAAUUUAUAAUUGUAAACACAGGAAACUCAAAGUUCCUCUGAGUUUAAAUAAGCACUUUUGUUUGCUGUCACACAUUACUCACACAACAUUCGAGCCAGAUGCUGAAUAUUGUGCAACAGGAUAAUCACAUGAGAUUUUAUGACUAGCUCUGAUUCUUAUAGAUGACUUGUUCUUUAUCUUUGAGUCACCGUUAAGGAUUUGGAUUGUUUGGGUUUGAGCGUUAAUUUGAAACAUGUGACUGUAGAGAUGCUGGUUGUCUAACACUAAACUGUAGAAUGCAACAUUAUAUACAAGUGAGCAACAUAGGCUCAUUCUGAAAAAGUAGCCCUAUAUACAUUUCUGGAGAUCGUGAAUUACAACCCAGGCUCAUUCUGAGAACGUAGUCCCAGGGGCGUUUCUGGAGACCGCGAAAUACGUAGCCGGGGGUACGUACGGCUGCAUUUCAUUUUUUUAAGCGAACGCUGCGGGGCGGUGUGACGCCGUUCCCUUCGGCGCUUGUGGAGGGCUUUCCCGCUGCAACCAGUUUGUCCGGUUAGCUCUUCGUGUACUCUGGCGGACUCAAGGCGCAGAGAGGGGCUGACCACGACGACCGGGUUCGAGUCCGGGGAAGAGCGGUUCCAGAAAUCAGGUAAGAAAACAAAAACAAAAUCCAAAAAAUGAAGCGAACAAGUUCGUCACAGGGUGAGAAUGUGGUCAAAAUCCAAAAACGUGGUAAAAAUCAGACGAGGGCUUUUCUUUUUCUGGACGGCUUUUGUGAAUCGUAGUUGGUUGGGUUUAGGGACGGAGGAGGGUGGGUCAGCCGAUUGGCCGGUCGCACGGUCAAUCAUUCUGUCAUCCAGGCAGACAGGCGGAAGGUCGUUCGACAGCGGCCUCUAGCAGGUUUACGCGAGAACAGCGCAGGAAAAAGCGCGCACAGCGGCCUCUCGUGGACUCGCGAAAACAAAAACUGCACAAAUACGUACCUCCCGGGACGUAUUUCGCGGUCUCCAGAAACGUCCCCGGGACUACGUUCUCAGAAUGAGCCUGGGUUGGUGAAUUAUGUAGCCAGAAGUACGUAUGGCUGCAUUUCGUCUUUAGACUGAACGCUAUUGACCUUAUUCUUCAAUGCGGAAGUGCGCGCGUUUUUGCGAUUGUUUUAGAACUUCCGAUUCAGCUGCCUAUGGGAGAAAUGACUAGGAAUAAUAAACGGCAGAAAACGGUCAAACUACUCACUCCACAAACAAGUGUUGCACGACAAUACAGACAAAGUAGAAUAUUAUGAUAAGAAAAUAUCAGUUUGCAACACCAAGCAGCAAAACGAGCUGUUUUUAACGUUGCAAAAUGAAUGGAAGUGAAUGAGACCGGAAGUCUCGAGCCAAAAUGAUUCAAAUGGCUGCGCCCACUCAUACGCGGAGAAUAAGGUGAAUACAGGGUGGUAUGACACCGUUCUAUUUCGCGCUUACCAGCUUUUCAUAUGAAGGGGCAAAAACGACAUAUCAUUGAGAGCCAUGGGCCGAAGGUUAACAUACCAAAAUAUAUUACAUUAAAGGUAAUUUUCUCAGUUAUUUCAUAUUAUUUAAAAACAAUAAAUAGAAAACAUUACUUUAAAUCAUAUUAACUAAUGCAGUAUAAUUUUUUAAAAUUAUAAUAUAUUACAAUAAAAACAGACAAUCACAUUUGAUGCAUGAAUACACCAGUGAAGCAGUAUCCGCCAUUUGGAUGUCUGCAUUGUCCUCUAUCUGUCAACUGACAAUAUGUAGGCUACAUUAAAAACAAUCUGAUUUAUUUACUACAUUUAAUUGAAACGUUUCAUUUUAGUUUGCUUUGUGUAGCUUAUCAAUGAAACAAACAAACAAAAGAUAACAUUAAAUUUACAUGAAAAAAAUUACAUUAAAAGCUUUAAAUAGAAAUAUUAUGUAAAUGCUUUUGGUCAUUUUUGUGCGAUAUGCUAAUGGUCUAAUCCAGGCAUGGGCAAACUCGAUCCUCGAGGGCCGGUGUCCCUGCAGAGUUUUGCUCCAACACUAAUCAAACACACCUGAACACCCUAAUUAGUGUCUUUAAGAUCACUAGAAAGCUACAAGCAGGUGUGUUUGAUUAGGGUUGGAGCAAAACUAUGCAGGGACACCGGCCCUCCAGGAUCGAGUUUGCCCAUCCCUGGUCUAAUCCGAUUCAAUGAUCUAUGCUAAAGGUGAUCACACCAGACUUGGAGAUCAGCUGAAUGGAUUCAGCAAUGCUAGGGUCAGAGCUGAAUCGGACCAAUGAGCCGACUAUCGCCUUGGUGUGUCCCAGCCCAAAGGGAGUUGUAAAACGAGCCAAAAAAAAAGUGGAGUGUUGCUUUAAAAUGAGACUACUAGUGCUGGAAAUGAUGCAAUGAUGUGUUUGAUUUUGACUUGUGUGUCAUUUCCUGAUCACAACCCCCGCUUCCUGUCCUUUCCUGUCCUGUGAAGGCAAAAUAAAUAAUGAAGAGGAUACUACUAAAGACCUGACAGUGAUGCAUAUCCUGCUAUUUAAAAUAAUUAGCGACUUUGAAUUAUAUCCUCUUUUUUACAUGUACUAAUUGUUUAUUUAACUGUUGUCAGAUCAGCAUCUAUGCAUAUUUGUUGCUCUUGUUCAUAUGAUAGUUAUGAUUGUGAAGCUUAUGUGUCAGCUCAGCUCUCAUAUUCAUACACUGUAAACCCCGCUGUUGUCAUUACUGAAGGUAUUAAGUUAAUAUAACCACAUUACUUAAAAUACCAA
Danio aesculapii is the source of this 4427-nucleotide messenger RNA. RefSeq names its product hyaluronidase 2a (gene hyal2a). Gene Ontology annotation, biological process: carbohydrate metabolic process; hyaluronan catabolic process. Bases 186 to 1613 code for a protein of 475 amino acids. The record is from RefSeq and is a predicted model, not a curated record. The transcript is spliced from 4 exons. Gene Ontology annotation, molecular function: hyalurononglucosaminidase activity; hyaluronoglucuronidase activity. Lineage: Eukaryota; Metazoa; Chordata; Actinopteri; Cypriniformes; Danionidae.